This is a messenger RNA of Cyclopterus lumpus (lumpfish), 1644 nucleotides long. It is a transcript of the gene nmi, whose product is annotated as N-myc (and STAT) interactor. The coding region runs from base 140 to 1294 and encodes 384 amino acids. NCBI's taxonomy places the organism in Eukaryota, Metazoa, Chordata, Actinopteri, Perciformes, Cyclopteridae. Gene Ontology annotation, cellular component: cytoplasm. The transcript is spliced from 9 exons. The record is from RefSeq and is a predicted model, not a curated record.
GGAGUGCUGCGUCAUCUCCAGUCCUCCUUACUUUCACUUUUGAUUCGAGUCCUUCGGAACUGCAGCUGCUCUGUGUGUCUUCUCACUUUACGGAAAAUAAAGCAGCAAAGAAGUACAGAACAGCUGGUAGCGUCGGGUCAUGGCCGACAUCUGCAGUAACCGCCCGGUUCAUGGCACGGAGGACGAGGGUCUGGAGGAGGAAGCCGGAGAAUUGGAGGAGGCCAAGAAAGAGCUGGAGACAUGGAAGACUAAAACAGAGAAAGCCGAUGAUGUGAAAGCCAGGCUGAUGUUGGACAAACUGGAGGAAGAUGAAGCCAAGGAAGAGGCCCGGCUUGUGUUGUUGGCUUGCGUUAAAAAGCAAGAGGAGUGUCAGAAGGAAUUCACUCAAAGCAUGAACACUGUGAAGGAUGAACUCCUGCUGCUUGAUGAACGCAGACAUGACUUGCUGAACAAACUGAAGCAAUGUCAAGCUGCGCUAGAGGCUAAGAGGGCAGAGUCCACAAAACUAAAGCAGAAAUUCAAGAUCUACGCCCAGAUUCCAGAAACAGAGGUGGAGUUUAGGGCUCAGAGUAAAGAGGAAAGGGAGGACAACAGUCAGCCAAUCAGAGGAGUGUUUGGCAUCAGCCAGAGACCCACUGUGCUCCUGCAGGGAGGACAGGCACUCAUCACCUUUGAAGAAGAGAAGGUGGCCUCUAAGAUCCUGAUGAUUGCCAAGUGCUCCGUGUCCUGUGAGAACAUCAAUUUGGAUGUGAAACCAAAAAGAAUAACCAUGGAUCCUGCUGUUAAGUUUGAGAUCCACCUCGAUGUGUCCAGAAAAGAGCUCAAGGUUUCCAACAUCCCCACUUCCAUGCCAGAGGAGAGAAUAAAGGAGCGACUGGAGAUGAGUUUCUCCAGGCCCAGCAGAGGAGGAGGAGAGGUGAACGGUGUGGAGUACGACAGGAACACUGGGACAGGACGGAUCACCUUUCUCCACCCUGGAGUUGCUGAGAGCCUGUCCUUGAAAGGGAGGUACCAUGUGGAUCUGGACUCUGAAGUGAACGUGCAGGUUGGAUCCAUUUACAAACACCAGCUGUGCAAGUUCCAGACCUUCUGUGGCUCUCCAAAGCGUACCAUCCUCCUGGAUGAUAUCAAGGACAUGGGGGAGGAGGAGGAGGACCUGCAGGACUACCUGGAGAUCCACUUCCAGAAGCCCAGCAAUUACGGCGGUGAGAUAGAGAGCAUCCAGUACACCUCCAGGGGAAAGGCUCUGCAGGCCUUUUUCUGUGAGGACUCGUCUCCUACAGCUGCAACAUGAGCUCCUCAUCCAUUGAGUGUCUCCUAUGUUUGAAUUAGAAAAUCAUAUAUGUGAUCUAUGAAUAUGAUAUGGACAUUUAACAACACUUAACAAUGUCUGAUUUUCCUGACAUGUAUAUAGAGGACUGUGUCAAUGGUGUUGUAUUUGAUGUCACACGGUUCUUGAGCAACCUGUUGAUUCUCUUCCCUUCAGUGUGCACGCUGAAGAUAAAGCAGUGGGCUCAGGGAGGAUUGUUAGUGACACUGGACUUCCUGUCCUCCCGUUUUAGGCCAAUACUCAACAUGGUGUACGCCUGUCAGUCUGUCUGUCUCUUCUUGUGCUCAUUAAAUCUGAAUACUGAAUCAACCACA